AUGUCCGAUACUAACGAUGCACCUAUAACAGUUAAAUCAUCGAUACACUCCACUUCAAAUGAUGAUGACAAUAAAUGUUUAUCAAGCGAUAGUAAACCAUAUAAUGAUUCUAUAAGUAAUUCUACUUGUAAUGAAGAUGUUCCAUGCUGUUUAAAAGAAGAAGGAUAUCAAAUGUUUCGGAAUAGUUCACAAAAAGGUGUACAUUUUUCAAAGUCCCCUCGAAAAUCUGUAGACUCUCCAACCAAAACAACAAAUGCAAACUCUAAAAAUUGUAAUUUAUCUCCGGAGAUAAUAAAUUCCUCAGUGAAAGAAGAACAUACUACAAGUUCAAACUCUUCAAUAAAUGGAGCAGGUAAAAACUGGAAAAAUGUUCGUCAUACAAUGAAAUUUGUUCUGUCAAACAAAUCUAAAAGCAAAUCGGAACAUGAUGAUUCUAGUCGUGAUUCUUUUCUAUAUCGUUUUUCAACACAAAGACGUGGAACAUAUACACGAGAACAUGAGAAUCUCAAUGAAACACCAUUACUAACUUAUCAAACAUCUUUUAAAAAUAAAAAUGAUACCAAACCACAAAAUGAUGAUUAUUCACAAAGUGGUACAUUAUAUGAAUCGUGGUUUAAUCAACAACAACCAGAGAUUGAUAAUAAACAACAUGAAAUUGAACAUUUAAUUAAAUCAUCCUUAUCACAAUGUUCAAUUGUAGAUAACUUAAUCAAUAAACCAGAAAUUGAACCAAUUGAUACUGGUCAAAAUGAUUCAUUUUCAUCUCCUGAAAAUCUAAAUCUUGAUCAUCAUAAAAUAGAAUUUGAUAUUGAAAAAUCAAUAAAUUGGAAAAAACACAUCUUAUUAUCCUUUAAAAUACCAAUGAAUUUUUUUAUAUUUCAUUCAAAUAGUUCCGGUUAUUUAAUAUGGUUAACAUUUGUAUCCUUAGCAUUAUUAUAUAAUUUAUGGGCACCAAUAGCACGUCAAGCAUUUACUGAAUUACAAAUAACUUAUCAAUUAUUAUGGUUCACUUUAGAUACAUUUGCUGAUUUAACUUAUUUAAUUGAUAUAUUUGUACAAUGUAAUACAAGUUAUUUAAAAUGUGGAUUAAAAGUACGGGAUCAUCAAAAAUUAGCUAAAUGUUAUAUGAAAUCAUAUAAAUUUCUAUUAGAUUUAUUAUCAUUAUUUCCAUUAGAUUUAAUACAAUUUAAAAUUGGGAUACAACCAAUGUUACGUUUUCCAAGAUUUUUUAAAUGGUAUCGUUGUCAUGAAUGGAAAAUACGUGUGGAAAAUAGAACUAUAUUUCCUAAUUUAUGGAGAGUAUUAAAUUUAAUUCAUAUAUUAUUCUUAGGUUGUCAUUGGUUUGCUUCAUUUUAUUAUUUAUUAUCAAAAUAUGAAGGAUUUAAAAAUCCAUGGGGUUAUCAACCAUAUAAUAAUAAUAAUAAUGAAAAUGAUACAAUAUCACGUAUAUAUUUAAAGUCAUUUUAUUGGGCUACAUUAACAUUAACAACAAUUGGAGAUCUUAGUGCACCAACAAGUAGUAUAGAUGUUCGUGAUCAUGAGAAUUCAGUGUCGAAUUUAUGGCUUACAUUCACAAUUGUAUCAUAUCUAACUGGGGUAUUUGUAUUUGCUACAAUUGUAGGUCAGGUAGGAAAUAUCAUUACAACAAGAAAUGCUGAUCGUAUUGAGUUUGAGAAAAUUUUGGACCACGCUAAAAGUUACAUGCGGGCUAAUUCAGUUGAUAAAGAUUUACAAAGUCGUAUUCUAAGAUGGUAUGAUUAUGCAUGGUCUAAAGGUUGCGGUGGUGGUGGUCAAGAUAUUAAUACAAUAGGUUUAUUACCAGAUAAAUUAAAAACGGAAUUAGCUCUUAAUGUGAAUUUGGAAACAUUGAAAAAAGUAACUAUUUUUCAUGAAUGUAGACCAGAAUUUUUACAUGAUAUUGUUUUGAAAAUGCGUCCACUAGUUUUCACACCGGGCGAUUUAAUAUGUCGUAAAGGUGAAAUAGCACGUGAAAUAUUUAUCAUUGCAGAUGGUGUACUUGAAGUUUUAAGUGAUUCCAAUGAAGUUUUAUCAAAGAUGAGUGCUGGUGAUUUUUUUGGUGAAAUCGGAGUACUGAAUGUGGAUGGAGUAAAUAAACGAACAGCUGAUGUACGUGCCGUUGGUUAUGCCGAAUUAUUUGUAUUGUCUCGAGAAGAUAUUUUAAAAGCAUUGAAAGAUCAUCCAGACGCUGAGGCAGUAAUAAGAAAACAUGCAACAAGACGCCUUUGUGAAACACGUGUACGUCAACAAGCACAUCUGCAUGGAAAAAGUGUACAUGAAAAUACUUCAGUUAAAUUAGAAGUACCAUCAUCUGGAACAAUAAGGAAUUUGUCAAUGUUAUUUAAUAAUGAAAAUGAUUCACAAAGUCAACAAACAACAAUUAAUUCUGGUAUACUUGCACAAUGGAAAUCAAGACAUAUUGGUGGAAAGAAUGAAACAAAUCAACUUGUAGAAACGAUAGAUCAGUUUGCAGACCGAUGGGAAACAAUAUUAAUGAAUAUAACUAAAAAUUACCGUGAAGAAAUUGGUGUACUACGUGAACAAAUUCUACAGUUCAGUUCAACGAAUACAAGUUAA
Schistosoma mattheei is the source of this 2595-nucleotide messenger RNA. NCBI's taxonomy places the organism in Eukaryota, Metazoa, Platyhelminthes, Trematoda, Strigeidida, Schistosomatidae. The record is from the annotation of a GenBank genome assembly.